Plectropomus leopardus (leopard coralgrouper) is the source of this 312-nucleotide messenger RNA. NCBI's taxonomy places the organism in Eukaryota, Metazoa, Chordata, Actinopteri, Perciformes, Serranidae. The record is from RefSeq and is a predicted model, not a curated record.
CUCGUAAUAACUUCUGUCCAGUGGGUUGGUUCGCCCAUGGCUCUCGCUGCUUCCUGUUCGUCAAUACUCCCAAGACCUGGUACAGUGCUGAGGAGCACUGCAACAACCUGGGUGGCCACCUGGCCUCGGUCACCAACCCCAGAGAGUACAGCUUCCUGCAGCAGAUCUCAGGCGGCUCGAGCACAGCGUGGCUGGGAGGCUUCAACCUGCAGGGCCAGUGGAUGUGGAUUGACCGCGAGGGUUUCUAUUACACCAACUGGUACUCACCUUUGUCCUCCAGCAGCUACCCCUGCAUCUACCUACGAAACAACU